AUGGAUCCUAAUCAUAUGCUGCCACGGCCUGGCGAACGGCAACGGCCCUCCUCUAAACAGAACCGCUUCGAUCCGACGCGCGACCUCUCCUCACCGCCGUCCUAUGCGCCUCCGAGCUAUCAGAACCACCCGCAAUCCCGCGCCGAACUCCUGCCACCCAUCCUACCGCCAGCUGCCGUUCACCAUGAUCCCGCGUCGAACAAGCUGCCCUCGCUAUCGUCCCUGACCGGCCCGCCCCCGCCCUCCCGUAACCCUCCCCCGAUCCCGACUUCGCGGCCGUCAACCUCGACUUCAAUCUCAUCCAGUGCAACCACAAAGACGGCGCCUGCCCCCCAGGAACCUGCGGCGCCCGCCAUCACGCACUGGCCGAGCAUGAAUCCGUUCACAACCUACUACACCCCGAGCCAUGUCCAGCAGGCUGUCCAGUCUCCCGCCAAGAUGGAUGUGGACACCACCUCCAGCGCCGGCAACAGUCACACUGGCACCUCGCCUGACAGGUUGUAUGACGCGCGAAGCGUCAGCGUCAGCCUGGACGACCCAGAAGUGCGGCUGGCAGCUGAAGCCUUGGGAGAUCUCAGAGCAGGGUCGCCAGCCCUGUCGCUCGCGGCGCGUUCGAGCACAAACACCCAGUCACCUCAACAAGAGCCGCUCUUCUCGCUCCUCACAACAUCUCACCCUUUGCUUGCGACCACCAUCGAAGGUGCCACCUCGGCUUACAACAACUCCAAGAACUUCUCGCCUCGCUUCAAGACGAGCGCCGAGUGGUUCCUGGGUGAAGGUCGCCGGCCUUCGGACCUUGAGGCUGGGCAGGGUAGCUCAAAUAAGAGGAGGAAGGUCAGGGGCGACGACAUGGUUGGCGUUGUCGUGGAUCCCGCUGCGCAUAUCCUUGCCGCCGCUGCUGUUGCCGAACAGGAAUCGAACCGCGACUCGUACCUUUUCAAACAUGACAGACGCCUGUCGAGGGCCAGCACCAUUGAUACACUCCCCGCUUACGACGAGUCUCGCUCUCCAGCCUACACCGAAGAUGACAAGCAGAAUGCUCAGAGGGGUAGCGCAGCUGAGGCGCGCAAGUCCCGUCUGGUCAUCUCAACGUCUGGUCUAGCCGUGUCAAUGAGCAAGGAAAGCCUCCGAAGCCUGAAGUACUGCCUGCGAUGGCUCCGACUGGCCAACGACCACAUUGGCGGCGUCGUCGGCCAUCUCAAGACGACACUUGAACAGUAUGACAAGGCUGCGGGCCCCGGCCAGGAAGUCAAGGCCGAGCAGUCGCCUGACGUUGAGACUAUGGAAGUCGAUGGCCGUACCUCCAAUGAUACGGAACACCAGGAAGACCCCACUGUUCUCGCCGCUAGGAUCACGGCUCUCAAGGCCGAUAUCCUCAAGAACUUGCAGGCCGCCAUCGAAACCGUGUCCAAGUACGCCGGCGGAGCGCUUCCCGAGAACGCACGGGUCUUGGUCCACCGACAGAUCACCAGCCUGCCGCAGCGCUUCCGCUAUGCGAGCAUGGUCGAGCAGCAGCAGAACCAGGAGGGAGGCGAGAGGCAGCAGGAGGAGAUAACACGCGAGGGCGCCAACAGGGUGCUUGUCCUGGCCAAGGAGGGCCUUGACAUGAUCACCCAGGUCAGCGGCGUCAUUGACGGAACCAUUGUCAGCGCCGAGGAGUGGUGUGAUCGUCUCGGCAGCAAGCGCAAGGAUGAGGGCUCGGUGCUGCCGGAGGCACAUGUGCCGGUUGGGGACGUCAAGACGGCAUGA
Molecule: messenger RNA, 1749 nt
Organism: Verticillium dahliae VdLs.17
Lineage: Eukaryota; Fungi; Ascomycota; Sordariomycetes; Glomerellales; Plectosphaerellaceae
Exons: 3
Coding region: 1-1749 (582 amino acids)
Biological process (GO): regulation of transcription by RNA polymerase II; phospholipid biosynthetic process; endoplasmic reticulum unfolded protein response
Cellular component (GO): nucleus; endoplasmic reticulum
Molecular function (GO): transcription corepressor activity
Source: RefSeq, a predicted model, not a curated record